GUGAAUAUCUAGUCACGCACAUUGGACGAGGUGGCUUGAGUCCUCAGACGGGUAUGUCCGCAGAUGUGUAAAAUCAUGAAAAUUGCAAUAUUUGGCGCCACGGGUCCAAGCGGCACUCUGCUAGUGGAGGAGUGUCUAGGGAGUGGACACAGCGUUGUGGCACUGGCCAGGAACCCAGACAAACUAACGAUCAAACAUGAGAACCUCACGGUCGUGAAGUCGGACAUACAGACCCAGGAGGAGCUGGUAUCCCCGCUGACGGGAUGUGACGCCGUCAUGUCGUGUUUGGGGUCCAGGCAAUCAAUCUGGUCCACCGUCACGCUCUACACGGACACUGUCAAGGUCAUAACGGGCGCCAUGAGGGCGGCUGGCGUCAGCAGAUUCGUGGCAAUGGCGUCCUGGGGGACUAAAUAUGAAGCGGGUCUGCCGUUUGUGAUCAAGUGGAUCCUGCGUCCACUGAUUCUGAAGAACAUCCUCCUCAACAUGGGGCAGAUGGAGGAUUAUCUGGCGGAGUGCGGGGACAUCGACUACACCGUGGUCAGAACUGCCGAACUCACGAAGGAUGAGUCAACGGGUCGUGAGGUAACAGGUGUGGAUGGCCAGUUCGUCCCUGAUGCAGCGGCAAGGAUUCCCCGCCGUGAUGUCGUCAGGUUCAUGAUGAGGUGUGUAGUCAACGGCGAGUGGAUGAAGAAGUGUGUUUCAAUCGGAAUCAAGUGACCUCAUUGCCACUAACAUUCAAAGGGUCAAACGACUAUGAAUGCAAAAUAAAAUCCAUAUAGUUCUUAAAGGAUUACUAAUGGGUUCCCGUGAGCACAUCCUGGUGUGAUAUAAGGAUGCACCUAACUGCGGACUUGCCAGCAUACCGUGAUGGACAGACGCUGGUUCUCCAGCUAUUGUUUCCCUGAUUCAACAACCAGACAAACUCCAUCAAGACAUUCGGCUCACGUCAAUCACACACGUCUUCUCGAACAGCACUUGAAGGAAUCCAUAUUGGAUUUACUAGUGUCACUAGUUCACGUGACUAUCACAUUACACAAUACAAUCUGGCGGCAGUCGUGACCGUCAAACAAUCUUUUUCGAUAUUAAAUUGUAUCCCUAAUUGAACAUUAAAAGUUUUCUCAAAAUUGGCC
Molecule: messenger RNA, 1130 nt
Organism: Haliotis rufescens (red abalone)
Lineage: Eukaryota; Metazoa; Mollusca; Gastropoda; Lepetellida; Haliotidae
Product: flavin reductase (NADPH)-like
Exons: 4
Coding region: 64-717 (217 amino acids)
Source: RefSeq, a predicted model, not a curated record